AUGAUUAAUGCAAUAAAUGAUCCACACGCGCAAUGGGACGUCCUUUCAGAGGAGGAGAUUGCUACCAUAAAGAAACGAUGUGAAGAGUUGUUGGAUUGGUUUACAUACUUGAGCAGUGACGAUCUGACGGACUAUGAAGUUGUAAUUCCCACAGAUUACCUCAAUAGGCGUAUGAACAAGCCAUGCUUCGAUCCACACGUUAUGAAAACGGUCGCUGAUAGGUUUGAAGAACGCGGUGAUGUUGAAUUCGCCAAAGAAUUCGAAAUGACAUUAGAGCAAUUGAUUCUUGCAAUUCUUUGUGCGGUUAUGGAAGAUAACAACUGUCGAAACGUCAAGUUUGAGGUGUUAUGUGAUGCGCUUCAGUUUGAUAAAGGGACAUACUACAUGAUAAAGAAGUUCCUUAGCGGUAAAGAUGAUGGAACUAAAACACCAAAGGAUUUAAUUAUGCAAACCUUCUGCACUCCUAUCGACUGCUGCCUUGCUCUCACGAUGGCAUACUGUGAGGUCUGUGGCUGGCCUUUCUCGUGUGACUGGAACGCGAUAACAUAUGUGAACGAUACAUGGACGGAAGAAGAGCAGAACGAGUUUGACAAGCUGACACGAGAAGAGGCGCAACGGCAGUGGAACAAUACUAAGGCCUUUAUCAUGGAUCCAAAUUCAACAGAUCAUGAGCCGAGUGAAUACAUGAAGUAA
This is a messenger RNA of Strongylus vulgaris, 693 nucleotides long. The record is from the annotation of a GenBank genome assembly. Lineage: Eukaryota; Metazoa; Nematoda; Chromadorea; Rhabditida; Strongylidae.